CCUAAAGCUGGGAGAAAACAGGGUUGAAUAGCGACCUGUAUCCUGGAUAAACCCUUCUUGGUCGGGGUGUUCCAAAGCUGUGUUGCUGGAAAGGGCUGGCUUCAAGCAGUUCACCAGAGAGUCAGAGCUGGCAUUGGACAGUCCAGCCAGAGCUAAGAGGGAUAAUUUGAGAAUGUGCAUCUUGAGCCUGAUUUGAGAUGUACCUGGACUCUACUUGUAAAUUAAACAUAAUUAUAUAUAAAUAUACGGUAAGGCACCAAUUGACCGGAGGAUUCGGAGGAUUAUUUCGGGCUGUAUUCAGCUAAAAUAAUGAACCAAGGACAGGGAGAAUCGUUUAACAAAGGCAAAGAAAGCAAAAUGACUACCAAUGAAUACCAACUGUCGGAUCUGGAUAAAACAAUGCCAGACCAUAUGUUCACACUGUUUCUUAUCUAUCCAAAACCAUCCGAUUUCAACCUUGAAAAUACCAUUCUCUCAUUGAAAAAAUCUCUGGCGAAUGCAGAGGACGAGAUUCCUUUGAUUGCUUCUCAACUUAAAUUCAAUAACACCACACCUUCGUUAAUUCCAUCCAAGUCAAUCGAUCUACAAGUCCGCAAUCUCUUAGACGAACAUAAAUCUUAUUCUGAUCUCGCCGCUCAUUCUUUUCCUCCAACAGACUUGGAUCGUGAAAUUCUCCUUCCUGCUGGAGACUCAUCGCCUGCCUGUCGACUACAGUUGAAUAUCAUCCAAGGAGGUCUGAUUCUUGCAUUCGGUGCCAACCAUAUGGUCUUUGACUUGUCAUCUGCUCAUGCGGUAUUAAGUCUUUUGUGCCGGGGAAGCAAAAUAUACAGCUCCAACUGCUCUGGAGAAAUGCCCACUUACCAAGCGGACAUUAGACGAGAUGCCUUCAAAGCUUCAUCACAGUCUACUUCAUUGUCCAAGCAGGAUUUGAUACAGAGACUCCCUGCCCAUCGUAUCAUCAACUCUCCUCCUCUGACCUCAACACCCACCACCCGAGGGGUUUUGUAUGAAAUUAGAGAACCGGCUAUACAGACUCUGAAGGAUAGAUGCAAACCACUCGGAGUCAAGUAUCUCAGCACCUACGACUGCAUUACUGCCUGGUUAUGGACGAGCAUUACCAGAGUUCGUUCGUCUGAGCGACAGAAAAUAGACAGUCAAUCCAGUUUCUUUCAUCCAGUCAAUCUCCGAAAUCGCUUCCCUGCCGCUGUUCCCAGUAAUUACAUUGGAAAUGCCGUCGGGGUAGCUCGAGCUGGUCCACUCGAUAUAUCCUGUCUCCUGGGAGAAAACGGACUGUCCAUUGCAGCAUCACAAAUACGAGAGUCAAUCCAGAAUGUCAAUAUGGAUAUUUUUUCCAAUCUGGCUGCGUUGUAUCAGGCCCUCGCUCCAACUGAACAGCUGGUGUUUGAUAUGGAUACACAAACCGGUAUGGAUUUGAUGAUGACCAGUUGGUAUGGAAUCGACAAUGCCGAUUAUGACUUUGGAUGGGGAACUCCCCAGGCUGUCCGGACGUACAACAUUGCCAUUUCGGGCAGAAAUGUCAUCUUCCCCAAUUGUGAUUCAUCGUCCCGGCGGUAUGAAUUGUUUGUAGUGUUACCUGUGGCAGAACAAGAUGGAUUGCAGCAGGAUAAAGAUUUUUUGACAUUUUUCUCCAUAUGUAAAUAACUCUCACUAUCUGUCAUGUUAAUUGUACACAAUCAAUGCAGGUCCAAAGAGGGUAGCAUUAGCAACAUCAAUAGGAAAGCUGAAAUUCCCAAUUCCCUUGACCACAGAAACAAGAGUCAAUCCAUCCAUUUCCCAUGUAUCGUGAGGGAAAUCCGCCGUGACCUUGACUUUAUUAUCAUGGUUGCUGCUUAUAUUAAAGGGAACUGUCAACGGAGCGAUAUUACCAUUAAGGUAGACCAGGGAAUGGUUGCUCUCAACAUCAACAUUUGCCUUGUUGGUGAAUUCAAAUUCGA
Aspergillus ruber CBS 135680 is the source of this 1955-nucleotide messenger RNA. RefSeq lists its product as uncharacterized. The transcript has a single exon. The coding region runs from base 310 to 1662 and encodes 450 amino acids. The record is from RefSeq and is a predicted model, not a curated record. Lineage: Eukaryota; Fungi; Ascomycota; Eurotiomycetes; Eurotiales; Aspergillaceae.